Molecule: messenger RNA, 2794 nt
Organism: Liolophura sinensis
Lineage: Eukaryota; Metazoa; Mollusca; Polyplacophora; Chitonida; Chitonidae
Product: tRNA-specific adenosine deaminase 1-like
Exons: 10
Coding region: 373-2121 (582 amino acids)
Biological process (GO): tRNA processing
Molecular function (GO): tRNA-specific adenosine deaminase activity; RNA binding; adenosine deaminase activity
Source: RefSeq, a predicted model, not a curated record
ACAUGGUCAUCUACAGCUAAAGUAUACAGCUAUACUUUCAACCCAUACUGAAUGGGGAAAUUUUAUACUUGAGGUACUUGUUACGUAGUAAAGUGACGUCAGUUCAUUGAAGAAGCAGCUUUUCACAAUGAACAUUUGAGAAGUAACUUAUGAACAGUUGGAUCACAAUGCAAUGGUCUUUCCAACUGCCCUGAAUGGAAUUUGUCCACAAACUGUCAUUGCGUACACCAGCGUUGUAUGAUUCGCUCAUGAUGGUUGCAUUACCACUAUCAGAAGCAUAUCCUUUAGAACACUCUCGGACUAUCAGAAACACCUGUACCGAUUCUUGGCUGAUGUACAUGAAAUUUGUUAAUACUGGCACCUGUAUUGGAAAUGGGAGUAGAUGUUUGUGAGGAAGACAGUGCCAUGCUUGUCUCUGACUCACAGUCGUUUGCAGACAGAUUGUCAGAAACUUGCCAUGAGAAAUACCAGAGUCUGAAGAGGGGCAAUGAACCUCAGGGUAAAUGGACAUUGAUGGCGGCCAUUGUGUACACUUCAGGUGUACAGGAUGAGCCUACAGUGGUAGCCAUGGGAACAGGCUCCAAAUGCAUUGGGCAGAACAAGAUGAGUUUGAAGGGUGAUGUGUUGAAUGAUAGCCAUGCUGAAAUCAUUGCGCGGAGAGCUUUUCUGUGUUACUUGUAUGACCAGCUGCUGAAAGUUUCCAGGGGAGAGCAGAGUGAUGUGUUAGAAAGGCAUUCAUCAGAGUCACAGGUGUUCAGAUGUCAGGUGAAAACAGGUGUCAGAUUUCACUUGUACACCUCUCACACACCUUGUGGAGAUGCAUCAAUAUUUCCCAAACAAGAAAACUGUGAUUUUAAAUUUGGUGAAGUUGUGGGGACCCCAGACCAGAAUGCUGGUUCUACAUGUAAGCCCACAGUGUCAUUUGUGCCUGAGAUAUCAGACCAGAAAAGAAAGAGUGCUGUGAAGCCAUGUGGUGAACCAGUGCCUAAGAAACUGCGGACUGAACCUUGUAUCUGUUCUGAGGCAGUGAGAUGUGAAAGAGCUUGCUCUCAGAUCGAGAGAGUGCCACCUGUGUUUUCAGGUCAGGUAAUACACAGGUAUGACACUGAGGGUGUUGAAUUUUGUAAGCAGUCAGGUGAGGAGAGUGCAGCUUUGACUGAUAGGGGUUAUGAUUCAUUAUCACAAGCAUCAGUCCCUGCCAUCAAUAUGGCAGCACAAAAACAGGAUACCGUUGGAAAGGCUACAGAUCGGGCUGAGUUGGAUGGAAAAAAUGGUCGACAGUGUCAAAACUAUGUAAGUCCUGCAAAAUCUGAUCAGUCUUUGUUGAAUGGAGUCCAAGACAUUUAUCGCACAGGGGCCAAGUGCGUACCCGGGGGUGUACAGGAUCCCCGGGGAGAAGGGAGGGAGUAUCACUGCCUAGGGGCACUGAGGAUUAAACCAGGCAGAGGAGAUAGGACCCUGAGCAUGUCAUGUAGUGACAAACUGGCACGAUGGAAUGUUACUGGCUGCCAGGGGGCGCUGCUCUCCCACUUCCUGGCACAACCGGUUUAUCUACACAGUCUGGUUGUUGGUAGGUGUCCAUUCAGCAGUUCAGCUAUGCAGAGAGCACUAGUGAAGAGGGUUGCUAUGGUGACUAACCUGCCCUCUGGUUACCAUGUCAACAAGCUGAAAUGCAAUCAGUCCAGCCAGGCUUUUAUUGAUGGCAGGGAAAUGAAUGAAGUCAGUGCGAAAGAGAAACAGUGUGAAGUGAAAUUAAAACCAUCCGCUACAGCCAGCAUGUGGUACCUGGGCCAACUGAAGGGACCAGAGGUGUCUGUCGCUGGGAGAAAACAGGGAGUUACAGCUAAAAAUUUUAACAAACCCCAGUCCAGGUGUGAAAUUUGUGGAGUGGAACUUUACAAAAAGUUCCAUGGAUUAUUGUUUUCUUUACCAGAAGAUCAAAGACCAGAGAAUCUCAGAAAUGUGAACAGUCAAACUGCCUACUGGGUGUGUAAAUCAGCUGCCAGUUCCUAUCAAACUGCUUGGAACCAACUCAAAAUGGUUUUCUCCUCCUGGAUCUCAAAACCUAGGGACCAUCUGCAAUUUACAUGUACAUUUGAUGGAUCUCCUUUGAAUCAGUAGAGUUUGCUCCUAAAUUAACAACUUCUGGGGAACAUAUGAGUACAAAGUGUGAUCUGGAACAUGAAAGUCAAGAUCUUAAGCCUCAUGAUUGCUUUCAUGGAUUUAAAAUGCAAAAUGCAGACUAUUAUAAAGUCAUGUUAAAAGUGGAGCCUUUAUAUGACUGUAAUAGGGAGCUUCAGUAUUGUUUUCUCAUGUUUCCACAAAAUUAAGAAUAAAAUAAAGAUUUAAAAAAAAAAACACCUGUCUUUCAUAUGAAGUGUGAAUUUAAUUCCUAUUUUAUUCAACGGAGUAAAGUUUAUAAUAGACGAAGGACCUCUGAUUUUGGAGAUGUCACUACUGGCAAAGCUACUUGGAGCUUUGGGAGACCAGUUCGAUUUCAACAUACUGCCAUCUUCUAAGUACAUUGUAAAGACGCUUUUCUUUAUUGUUCAGUUUUUCAUCAUAUUUGAGAAUUAUCCACAAAUAAGAUUAUGAUUAGAUUCAACAUUUUUAUUUCAACAUUUAUUUUGCCAUCAGGAAUCAUUUGGCGGAACACUGUUUGUAUAUUAUGUGAAACUUCCAGCACUCAGGGUGAAUCUCCAAUUUUUAGAAAGUUAUUGAGAAAAUUUCUCACACGUGACGCACAGAAAUGAAUAUUAAAUUGGUUGAAGACAGGAGGUGCAGUGGAAGUAUA